Messenger RNA from Striga hermonthica, 1461 nucleotides. NCBI's taxonomy places the organism in Eukaryota, Viridiplantae, Streptophyta, Magnoliopsida, Lamiales, Orobanchaceae. The record is from the annotation of a GenBank genome assembly.
AUGAAUAUGGUGGCUCUCACCAUAUUGUUUCUCUUGUCCUCCUUCUUCUCAUACCCUGGAAAUGUCGAAGCCAAACGGGCCCACAACUACGCAGAAGCCCUCUCGAAAUCCAUUCUGUUCUUUCAAGGCCAGAGGUCCGGCAGCCUUCAAGUUGCCGAUCAAGAAAUCGUCUGGCGAGGCGAUUCUGGACUUUCAGACGGCCAGUUGGACCACGUGGACUUGACUGGCGGGUACUACGAUGCUGGCGACAACGUAAAGUUCAACCUCCCGAUGGCCUUCACAACAACCAUGCUCUCGUGGAGCGCGAUUGAGUACGGCAAGAAGCUGGGCCCACAGCUGGCGAGCACGCGGGCCGCGAUCAGGUGGGGCACGGACUACCUGCUCAAGUGCGCGCACGCAAAACAUGGCAGGCUGUACGUGGGGGUCGGGGAUGCCAACAAGGACCACAAGUGCUGGGAGAGGCCAGAGGACAUGGACACUGACAGAACCGCAUAUUACGUGUCUGCAAAAAAACCGGGGUCUGACGUGGCAGGCGAGACUGCUGCUGCCCUGGCGUCUGCCUCCAUCGUCUUCCGAGAAUCAGAUCCUGAGUACAGCAAGCUGCUGUUGAGGACUGGAAGAAGGUUGAUGAAGUUUGCGGUGAAGCAUAGAGGAAGGUAUAAUGAAUCACUUGGUUAUUUCGUGGGCAAGUUUUAUCCAUCUGCAGGAUUCGAGGAUGAGUUGGCAUGGGGAGCGGCAUGGCUGCACCGAGCAACCGGCGAGAGUAGUUAUAUAGAAUUGAUUCCACCAUUCGGGUUUGAGGAGUUGCCGGAUAUUUUCAACUGGAAUAAUAAACAUUAUGGUGUGUAUGUUCUGUUAGCCAGGCUACAUUUGGUGAAUAAGGACGAGAAGUUUGUGACGUUCAGUAAGAAAUUUGAAAGCUUCGUAUGCAAUUUGACAACAUCGACCACACUGUACACACCAGGAGGUUUGAUAUAUAAAGGGUAUUGGAGCAAUCUCCAGCACGUAACAGCCAUAACUUUCUUGCUCACCACGUACGCGAAAUACAUGGCGACAUCAUCACACGAAUACACGUUCGAAUGUGGAGGCUUAAUCACACUCACACCAAGCCAUUUGCGCAACUUAUCCAAAACACAAGUGGACUAUAUAUUAGGGGACAAUCCAAUGAAAAUGUCAUACAUGGUGGGUUAUGGGUCAAGAUUCCCAAAGAAAAUUCACCACAGAGGAUCAUCUUUGCCCUCGAUCCAUGUCCACAAACAGCAUAUUCAAUGUCGACAAGGAUUUAAAUAUUUUAACUCGACGAGUGACAACCCAAAUAUGUUGACUGGAGCCAUUGUUGGGGGCCCUGACAAAAACGAUAUCUUUCACGACAAACGGGAUGAUUAUGUUCAUACAGAACCAACCACUUACACUAAUGCUGCCAUAGUUGGAACCUUAGCUUACUUUGCAUCUGUGAAAUAA